Molecule: messenger RNA, 2048 nt
Organism: Jaculus jaculus (lesser Egyptian jerboa)
Lineage: Eukaryota; Metazoa; Chordata; Mammalia; Rodentia; Dipodidae
Gene: Ahcy
Product: adenosylhomocysteinase
Exons: 10
Coding region: 107-1405 (432 amino acids)
Biological process (GO): L-methionine cycle
Cellular component (GO): cytosol
Molecular function (GO): adenosylhomocysteinase activity
Source: RefSeq, a predicted model, not a curated record
CAAAUGAGGAGAUACUUAAAGACGCCGGCGCCACGCGCAGCUCCCUGCCCGCGCUGCCCGGCCCCCUUCGGUGGAGUCUGUCACCCCGUGCGGAAGCGCCGCCAGCAUGUCUGAGAAACUACCCUACAAAGUCGCGGACAUCGGCCUGGCCGACUGGGGACGAAAGGCCUUGAACAUCGCAGAGAAUGAGAUGCCAGGCUUGAUGCGCAUGCGCGAGCUGUACUCGGCCUCCAAGCCGCUGAAAGGUGCCCGCAUCGCGGGCUGCCUGCACAUGACCGUGGAGACUGCUGUCCUCAUUGAGACGCUCGUUGCCCUGGGCGCGGAGGUACGGUGGUCCAGCUGCAACAUCUUCUCUACACAGGACCAUGCAGCAGCCGCCAUUGCCAAGGCCGGCAUUCCAGUGUAUGCCUGGAAGGGUGAGACGGAUGAGGAGUACCUGUGGUGCAUUGAGCAGACACUGUACUUUAAGGAUGGCCCCCUCAACAUGAUUCUGGAUGAUGGUGGUGACCUCACUAACCUCAUCCACACCAAGUAUCCUCAGCUUCUGUCAGGCAUCCGAGGCAUCUCUGAGGAGACCACGACAGGGGUCCACAACCUGUACAAGAUGAUGGCCAACGGGGUACUGAAGGUGCCUGCUAUCAACGUCAACGAUUCUGUCACCAAGAGCAAGUUUGACAACCUCUAUGGCUGCCGGGAGUCACUCAUAGAUGGCAUCAAACGGGCCACAGACGUGAUGAUUGCGGGCAAGGUGGCAGUGGUAGCAGGCUAUGGAGACGUGGGCAAGGGCUGUGCCCAGGCCCUGAGGGGUUUUGGGGCCCGAGUCAUCAUCACCGAGAUUGACCCCAUCAAUGCACUGCAGGCUGCCAUGGAGGGCUAUGAGGUGACCACCAUGGAUGAGGCCUGUAAGGAGGGAAACAUCUUUGUCACCACCACGGGCUGUGUUGAUAUCAUCCUUGGCCGGCACUUUGAACAGAUGAAAGAUGAUGCCAUCGUGUGCAACAUUGGACACUUUGACGUGGAGAUUGACGUAAAGUGGCUCGAUGAGAACGCUGUGGAGAAGGUGAACAUCAAGCCGCAGGUGGACCGCUACAGACUAAAGAAUGGGCACCGCAUCAUCCUUCUGGCUGAGGGCCGGCUGGUCAACCUGGGUUGUGCCAUGGGCCACCCGAGCUUCGUGAUGAGCAACUCCUUCACCAACCAGGUGAUGGCACAGAUUGAGCUGUGGACCCACCCAGACAAAUACUCUGUUGGAGUUCACUUCCUGCCCAAGAAGCUGGAUGAGGCAGUGGCUGAAGCCCACCUGGGCAAGCUGAAUGUGAAGUUGACCAAGCUGACGGAGAAGCAGGCCCAGUACCUGGGCAUGUCCCGUGAUGGCCCCUUCAAGCCUGAUCACUACCGCUACUAGAGCUGUGACUGCCCCUCUCCUUCCAGCUGCCAUCCUGGUCCAGACUCCACCCCUUUGCCUCAAGAGCAAAUGGCACCAACUUUGCAGUUGCUUUGUCAGUGUCCCCCAUUGAGACUCUGGGCUGGUCACUUAGUCUUUGGCCUGUAUUUAUUAACCCUCAUGGGUCCAGAUAUGUUGAGGGGAAGUGAGAGGCUUCAGUGAAGGUGGUGGUACAAAAGAGCCAUCCACAGGGGGACCAUGGGCUCAGGAACCUUGGAAGGGGUGGUCACAGGCCCGUGCACUUACCAUCCAGCUCCUCUCUUGGUUUUUAGAUCCAUUUGUAGUCUUACAGAUUGACUGUUUCUCAGUCUCUAAGACAUGAGGUGUUCUUUCAAAAGGCAGAGAACUGAUGGAAUUUGGAUGGUCCCGAGAGCUUGCCUUAUUUAGCACUAAGCCUUUUCUUAAACCUCAGAACACAGCGGUUAGACUAGAAUGUUAAGGGAUAACCAAGAAAUGAUAACAGAAUUAAUUGACAGCCAGAGGUUAAGAGGGGCCAGAGAAACGAAUGGACAAAGAUCUGCCAUCACUUUGUAAUGAUUAAUUUGUUCAUGUGAUGUUUGGAAUGCAGGAAGGUAGAUGAAUAAAAUAUUUGGUGCCUAAAGAA